Cavia porcellus (domestic guinea pig) is the source of this 1142-nucleotide messenger RNA. It is a transcript of the gene Uba5, whose product is annotated as ubiquitin like modifier activating enzyme 5. The transcript has 11 exons. Gene Ontology annotation, biological process: protein ufmylation. Gene Ontology annotation, cellular component: cytosol; cytoplasm. Bases 173 to 1048 code for a protein of 291 amino acids. NCBI's taxonomy places the organism in Eukaryota, Metazoa, Chordata, Mammalia, Rodentia, Caviidae. The record is from RefSeq and is a predicted model, not a curated record. Gene Ontology annotation, molecular function: UFM1 activating enzyme activity.
AGCCGGCUGAUGGCAUUGAAACGAAUGGGAAUCGUAAGCGACUAUGAGAAAAUCCGUACCUUUGCUGUAGCAAUAAUAGGUGUUGGAGGAGUUGGUAGUGUGACUGCCGAAAUGCUGACAAGAUGUGGUAUUGUUGCUACUCUUUGACUACGACAAGGUGGAACUGGCCAAUAUGAACAGACUUUUCUUCCAGCCCCAUCAAGCGGGACUGAGUAAAGUCCAAGCAGCAGAGCAUACUUUGAGGAACAUUAAUCCUGAUGUUCUUUUUGAAGUACACAACUAUAAUAUAACCACGGUGGAAAACUUUCAACAUUUCAUGGAUAGAAUAAGUACUGGUGGGUUGGAAGAAGGAAAGCCUGUUGAUCUAGUUCUUAGCUGUGUGGACAAUUUUGAAGCUCGCAUGGCAAUAAAUACAGCUUGUAAUGAACUUGGACAAACAUGGAUGGAAUCUGGGGUCAGUGAAAAUGCAGUGUCUGGGCAUAUCCAGCUCAUAAUUCCUGGGGAGUCUGCUUGUUUUGCGUGUGCGCCACCACUUGUGGUUGCUGCAAAGAUUGAUGAGAAGACUCUGAAGCGAGAAGGUGUUUGUGCAGCCAGUCUCCCAACCACAAUGGGAGUCGUUGCGGGGAUGCUAGUUCAAAAUGUGUUAAAGUUUCUGUUACAUUUUGGGACUGUUAGCUUUUACCUUGGGUACAAUGCAAUGCAGGACUUUUUCCCUACCAUGUCCAUGAAGCCAAAUCCCCAGUGUGAAGACAGGAACUGCCGGAAGCAGCAAGAAGAGUACCAGAAAAAGGUGGUGGCAUUGCCUAAGCAGGAGGCUGCUCAAGAAGAGGACGCGAUAAUACAUGAGGAUAACGAGUGGGGUAUUGAGUUGAUAUCUGAGGUUUCAGAAGAAGAACUAAAUUCUUCAGGUCAAGUUCCUGAGUUACCUGAAGGAAUUACAGUGGCAUAUACAAUUCCAAAUAAGCAGAAAGAUUCUGUACCUCAAGUAACAGUGGAAGAUUCUGGUGAAAGCUUGGAAGACCUCAUGGCCAAGAUGAAGAAUAUGUAGAUAAAGGACUGGCAUAUAUAUAUUUUUUCUGUAUUUGAUCCUACUGUUGAAAUUUUAAAAAGUUCAAAAAUCAGUAAAACUUAGGCCAACAUUA